ACGCGUCGUUCAUUCCCAUGCAGGGUCUCCAUCACCCCAGCCAUCACUUGAGAUUUUGACGAGCGUCGCACCUAAGGAUGUUCCGUCAAGUUGCUUCCCGCGCCACCCGUCUCGGCGCUGCGACCUCGAUUGCUCGCGUGAACGCCCCCCGCGCCAUGGUCCGCAGCAUGAUGACAGCGGCGAAGACCACCAAGUCGUCCAAGACCAUGAACGUGUCGGCCAUGUCCGCGGCGCUUCUGUUGACAGCCGGUGCUUCGAUGACCAUUCUCCAUGCCAAGGAAACGGUUCCCGAUGUUGCAAAAAUUCGAUUGGAAAUCGCGGAAUUGAUCGAAAAAGACGCGUACCUCGGACCCACGCUGGUGCGCCUCGCGUGGCACUCGUCCGGCACGUACAGCAAGAAGGACAAUAGUGGCGGCUCCAAGGGUGGCACCAUUCGCCAUGACCCGGAGAUCAAUCAUGGCGCUAAUGCGGGUCUGGAUACCGCCAUCGAGAAGCUGGAACCCAUCAAGAAAAACUACCCUGGCAUUUCCUACGCCGACUUGUAUGUGUUGGCCGGGAUCGUCGCGAUCUCGGAAAUGGGGGGCCCGGAAGUCAAGUUCCAUUUGGGUCGAAAGGACGCUGUGAGCGGCGACGAAUGCACCCCCGACGGUCGCUUGCCCGACGCCGACAAGGGCUCCAAGCCCAACACCAUCAACCACGUGCGUGAAAUCUUUUACCGCAUGGGCUUCAACGACCGGGAAAUCGUGGCGUUGAUCGGCGCGCAUGCCGUCGGGCGGUGCUACCCGUCCCGAAGCGGGUUCAGCGGUCCUUGGACGCGCGCAGAGUGGACAUUCUCGAACGAAUACUACCGUGAACUGCUCGAGAACAAGUGGACGCUCAAGAAGUGGAAGGGGCCGCAGCAAUACACCGACCCCACGGGCGAGCUCAUGAUGCUGCCCGCCGACAUGGCCUUCAUUUGGGACCCCGAGUUCAAAAAGUACGUGGAACUGUACGCCAAGGACGAAGACUUGUGGCACAAGGACUUUGCCAAGGCAUUCCAAAAGCUCACCGAGAACGGUGUCGACAUUGAAAAGACGGGAUGGCGUCGAUACAUUUUCUUUGGACCUCGCGGGGAUUAAAAGGGGGAAUUCCAUGGAUUUUCCAUGGAUCGUUAUAUUUGUGAUUCAACGAGGUCUCGGUUGUUUGUGUCAUCCAUGUAAUAAACAAC
Messenger RNA from Aphanomyces astaci, 1207 nucleotides. RefSeq lists its product as hypothetical. Bases 78 to 1118 code for a protein of 346 amino acids. Gene Ontology annotation, biological process: hydrogen peroxide catabolic process; response to reactive oxygen species; cellular response to oxidative stress. Gene Ontology annotation, molecular function: peroxidase activity; heme binding. The record is from RefSeq and is a predicted model, not a curated record. The transcript is spliced from 2 exons. NCBI's taxonomy places the organism in Eukaryota, Oomycota, Saprolegniomycetes, Saprolegniales, Verrucalvaceae.